Molecule: messenger RNA, 2188 nt
Organism: Oncorhynchus masou masou (cherry salmon)
Lineage: Eukaryota; Metazoa; Chordata; Actinopteri; Salmoniformes; Salmonidae
Product: trifunctional nucleotide phosphoesterase protein YfkN-like
Exons: 7
Coding region: 209-1507 (432 amino acids)
Biological process (GO): nucleotide catabolic process
Molecular function (GO): hydrolase activity
Source: RefSeq, a predicted model, not a curated record
CGCACGCACGCACGCACGCACGCACGCACGCACGCACACACACACACACACACACACACACACACACACACACACACACACACACACACACACACACACACACACACACACACACACACACACAACUUUAUGCAUUUUCAUUGUCCUCUUCUAAGGAAAUCAUGAGUUUGAUUUCGGUGUGGACCACUUGGAAGAGCAGACAAAAAAUAUGACCUUCCCUUGGUUCCUCAGCAAUGUGUACGACAGGUUCACCCAUGAAACGCUGGGCCAUGGCAUGGUCAGCAGCAUCCUGGAGUGGAACAGCCUAAAGAUCGGUGUCAUGGGCCUGGUAGAGGAGGACUGGCUGGAUACCCUGGGCACUGUGGACAAGAACAACAUCCACUACACAGACUAUGUGGAGACAGCUGAUCACCUUUCUGCUGAGCUGAGGGACAAAGGGGCUGACCUGGUCAUCGCAGUCACACACAUGAGGUGGCGUAAUGACAUCAGGCUAGCAUCUGAGUCCAAUGGUGUGGAUCUCAUCCUGGGAGGACAUGACCAUGAGUACGGGGUACUGGAGGUCAAUGGCAUUCUGAUCGUAAAGAGUGGCUCAGAGUUCAGGUACCUGUCAAAGAUUGACGUUGUGAAGGACCAGGAUGGGACGUUCAAGUACACCUGUGAAAAGAGAGCUACAAUGAGAGACCUUGAGGAAGAUGCGGAAAUCAAACAGAUUGUGAAAGGAUACACUGAUAAUAUGCAGCAUAUGCUUGGAGAGGUCCUGUGCCACACAGACGUGACCUUGGAUGGACGCUGCGCCACCGUGAGACGAGCAGAGUGCAACCUGGGUAAUCUGAUCACCAACGCCAUGCUGGAGGCCACUCAUGCGGAAGCGGCGAUUUUAAACUCAGGUACUCUGCGAUCUGACCGCUUGCACCCAGCUGGUCCCCUGACCAUGCAUGACCUGCUGCAGAUCCUGCCACUAAAGGACCCAGUGCUGGUGGUGGAGGCCACUGGGCAGCAGCUCUACGAAGGCCUGGAGAACGGGGUCAGCAUCUACCCUGAUUUAGAUGGAAGAUUUCCCCAGGUCUCAGGGAUUCAGUUUGGCUUUAAUCCCAAUGGAAAACCUGGACACAGAGUCAUCGCUAAGACAGUGAAGGUUCAAGGAAAGAGUCUAGAUAGAGACAGAAAAUAUGCGGUGGCCAUGAAAGAAUUCUUAACUAAGGGCAAAGAUGGCUACACUAUGUUCAGUAGCUGUCCUCAUAGGCACGACAUAGAGAAUGCUCAGAUCCUGUCGACCAUCCUCAUCAACCACUUUGAGUCUGGCCAGAUCGUCAGAGGCACGAAGAGGUGCAUGUCUGGCCACAGGAUGGGCCUCAUCAAGGUGUCCAGCAGCCCCUCUGUUUCUGCCAUUGAAAGUACCAAGAGUGAGAAUCUGGAGGGAGAGGAGGUGGGAGUGGCUGUGGUGCCCGGAGUGGAGGGCAGGAUAUUCCAUGUCUACCCUGAGGGCCAAUCAGAAACAGAAGGCUAACAGUGGGUAGGGCUGUUCCUCAUCAGAGAAUUUCACAGAGCAACUCAGCCAUGACUCCAUAGUCACAGUGUAAGCCAGGGGAAAUUACAUCAAGUUUCACAUCUCUCAUCUGCCUCUUGCUUUUUAUCAGCCUUAUAAACAGGCGGACUGUCAAUGAACGCCCAGACAGCAACAUGAGAUGAAGUAAUCCAUUACUUGUAUUACUGUUGAAGUAAUCCAUUACUUGUAGUACUGUUGAAGUAAUCCAUUACUUGUAGUACUGUUGACACAAUCCAUUACUUGUAGUACUGUUGAAGUAAUCCAUUACUUGUAGUACUGUUGAAGUAAUCCAUUACUUGUAGUACUGUUGAAGUAAUCCAUUACUUGUAGUACUGUUGAAGUAAUCCAUUACUUGUAGUACUGUUGAAGUAAUCCAUUACUUGUAGUACUGUUGAAGCAAUCCAGCAGCAAGCAGUCCUUGAAGUUGUAAAUACAAUUUUUUGACAUGACUCAAAAUUAUACCACAUUUUUCCCCUUGUCAAUACAGUUGAAUAUUGACAACUAAUAUAUUACAGAAAAUGCAUUUAUUUUGAAUGAUCAUUUUGUGGCAUAUACGGUGGCAAUGUAUAAGGAUUUGAACGGAGAAGGAGUGAGCAAUAGUGUACAUGUGUUCAUGACAACAUUUUAGUAAAAAGGAAAUGA